Messenger RNA from Cuscuta epithymum, 1498 nucleotides. Lineage: Eukaryota; Viridiplantae; Streptophyta; Magnoliopsida; Solanales; Convolvulaceae. The record is from the annotation of a GenBank genome assembly.
CGCGAAGCUAAGCUAUGGCAGGCCACAUAAGUUAGGGAAAACCAUUAAUGGAGGGUAUCCUUUUCUUUCCUUCAAGUAGGAAAGUUCAAAUCAACAAGCUACUUCUCCACGUCCCCUCCUCUCUUACCCUGUCCUACCCACCACGGCACCCCCAUAAAAGUUUCUGAUAUUUAAUGGUUCCACCCAAAUUCUUCCACUUUUUUGUGCCUUUUAAUUUCAUCCAAGACAGAGAAUAAAAAUUUCUUGCCAAAAGAAGGAAAAAGCUGUGAAAGAGGAACAGAGCAGAGAAUAAAUGUGGCAAACUCUGCCCCACAAAUCUUCUCUUAGAGAAUCACUCAAAGCCCUCGAAGCUGAUGUUCAACAUGCCAAUAGCUUGGCAGGCGCACUACCAUUGGAUUUAAAUGGGCAUUGUGUCCUCAUGAAGGUCGCAUAUAGCCCUAUGGCCAAUUUCUUGCUAUUUCUUAUAGAAUGGAUGGACUAUAGUUGCUUGGAUUCUAUUCCAAGCUGGUUAGGCCUCCUUCAUAUACUUGUAUACAAAGUGUACAUUGAUGAAAUGCCAACCAUGUCUCCCCACGAAAGGACAGCAACCCUCAGAGAUUUUUAUGCUGUGAUAUAUCCUUCACUGAAGCAGCUGCAAGGCAACCUCAUCGAAUUAGCAGAAGGCAAUAGUAGGGGAAUUCAUCUUUGUGACAAUUCAAGCAGGGGAGUGGAAGAAACGGUACAACCUUGUGAAGAUCUUCAGAGAGAAGACGAAUGUGGCAUAUGCAUGGAGAGCGGUGCAAAUAUGGUGCUGCCUAAUUGUGGUCAUUCCUUAUGCAUUAACUGCUUCCAUGACUGGUACAUCCGAUCUCAAUCGUGCCCAUUUUGCCGAGGGAGCCUAAACCAAGUGGACUCCGGAGAUCUGUGGGUUCUGACCGACAACUCUGAUAUAGUCGACACAAUCACGCUUGCAUAUGAGAACCUAAGACGGUUCUACCUAUACAUGGAUAAGCUACCGCCUGUAGUGGCCGCAACAAAUGCAUCACUUUAUGAUUACCUGAUGUAAAAUGUGGAAGAAGAAGAGAUCAUGGAUUUCAAGCACUGAGAAUUUGUAUAUCCAAGUGAAGCAUGACUACGACUUCUAAAUGGAGCUGUAAAUAUAUAUACUCUGUAACGUAGUUGAGACACAGGUUUCCUAGUACCUACAAAUCUACAAUACGGGUGGGCAUGGUUCAGUUCUUGUUACGAAUCGGCCAAUUCUGGUCCCACGAAUAGGAGAACAUUGACAGGCGUUUCCAAGUCCCAUUCCCGCGGGUUCAGUUCUUGCCACACAAGAAGUUUAAAUUUUAAGUAAAUUUAGUAGCUUGUAAUGAUAAAUAGUUUACAAAUAAGGGUGCACACACUAUUUAGAUGUAUUGAUUACCAUUGACAAAUAAGUGAAAUUCAAAUAAUUUCAGUACCAUAUUUGGGCGCCUCUCUGGAUUAUGUUUUGGACGCAAUAGACAUUUCUUGUUGGUAA